AUGCCUGUCUCUUCUUGGAUCAAUUUUAGAUCUUGCAGUAUGAAAGUCCCAUUCCAGCGUCUCGUGCGUUUUAGGGAUCCCGAUGGCAAUAUCCUGUAUGGAGAGGCACCCCCGGGGAACAGCUUGUGCGGCCAACGGGUGCCGGUGUACGUCGGUAAUCAUCCCUGGGACUUGAGGGAAUCUGGUCACCACCAAGUCAUUACCGAGGUCCUUUGUCCCCUGGCCCAAACCCCCCUCGUCUAUGGGGUUGGUCUGAAUUACGAGAAGCACAUUGUCGAGUGCGGCUACCCCAGGCCGGAAUAUCCAAGCAACUUCGUGAAGCCACCCGAUGCGCUCAACGGGCCAUACUCGGAUGUUCAUGUGAACAAGAACCACCCUGACAUUGACUACGAAGGAGAAUUGGUGUUUAUCGUGGGCAGAGAUGCGUGUGCCAUCGAAACCGCACAUGCAGAAGAUUACAUCCUAGGCUAUACCGUGGGAAACGAUGUGACCAGCCGCCACUGGCAGAGAGUCCCUGGGAUUGGAAAUAGCUUUGGGAAAAGUGCUGACGGGUUCGCACCUAUCGGACCGGUCAUAGUGACUACGGGUGUGGUCGAAUCGGAAGGGCUGGAGCUGGUGACCAUGGUCAACAGCGAGGAGCGGCAGAGAUCACGCCUAGACGACCUGCGUUUCAAAGCGGGCGAUAUCCUGGCGCACCUCACCAAGUUCAACACCCUCCGCGCAGGGACCGUGGUCAUGACCGGUACUCCCGCCGGGGUCGGGGCAUUCAUGAACCCGCCUUCGUGGCUACGGGAUGGUGACGUUGUGGAAGUCUAUAUUUCUGACAUUGGAACGAUCAGAAACAGGUUCGUCUUUGGUUGA
Messenger RNA from Fusarium vanettenii 77-13-4, 861 nucleotides. RefSeq lists its product as uncharacterized. The coding region runs from base 1 to 861 and encodes 286 amino acids. The record is from RefSeq and is a predicted model, not a curated record. The transcript is spliced from 2 exons. Lineage: Eukaryota; Fungi; Ascomycota; Sordariomycetes; Hypocreales; Nectriaceae. Gene Ontology annotation, molecular function: catalytic activity.